CAGUGACGUGUGUAGAAAAGAGGAGGUCGGCCUACCUAUUUUAUUGAGCUUUUAUGCCCCCAGUAGUUUAACCGUUGAACGUCCAAAAAUAGACAUUGCUUCCCACAUACAGAGUAUUACAAGUUGGACCCAUUGUUAAUGGACCCAGUUUCAUACACCUUUGGAUGGCGAGCCGAGAAGAAUGGACCAGAACGUUUCACAGUGAUGUCAUCCUUAUAGCUGUUUGAGUCUCUGGGAGGUUACUAUGAUUAUUAUUAUCAUUAUAACUACGAGCCAUAGUUGAUGACCAUGAAGGUCAUUCCAUGUUCAGGGAGUCAACGCAUAACACUAAGUACCUGUUGUACGUCAGCAGGUCUUCGCACCUUAACCAAAAGACUCCGCACUAGUUUUGGCUUGUGAAUAUGUCGGCCACUUCAAGUGUGCACCAGGAGGAUAAAAAUGAGUUGGAACUUAGAGGUCUAUUUGACAUUCAAGACAGCCCAGAACAAUGUCCAACUGAGGAAGAAAAACUGAACAGUAACACAGAGACAUUAAUGAACUACCUGAAGAGCAACGUAGGAUCUGGUAUUCUUGGCAUGCCAUACGCAAUAUCUAAUGCAGGAAUAUUGGUUGGGACCCUUGCUGCUAUGGCACUGGGUAUGUUAACUACCCACUGUAUGCACCUGUUGGUAGGAGCCGCACAGAUCAUAUGUGACAGGCGACGUAUUUCGGAGGUGAAUUACGCUAACGCUGUGGAGAUGUCGUUUCAAGAUGGACCCGAGCCUCUCAGGCGGUUUUCCAAAGCAUCACGAAUUCUUGUGGAUAUUUUAAUCAUGAUUGCUCAGGUGGGAAUGUGUUCCGUGUACCUUGUCUUUAUACCGGAUCAUAUAAAACAGGUUAUAGAUAUAUUCGUGGAAGAUAACAUAUCACUGAAAUGGUAUCAAGUAAUAGUGGCGGGAAUUUUGGGCAUCUAUAUCUUCGUAAAGCACCUCAGAACGCUGGCUUACUUCUCAGUGGUUGGAAACAUAUUUACAGUGGUGUGCGUGGUGAUUAUCCUGCAAUAUACCUUUCGUAACUUAAAGCCUGUGGCUUCGUUACCCCUGUCGGCUGAUGUUUCGAAGUUACCAAUCUUCUUUGGAAUGUCAUUAUACGCAUAUGAAGGUAUUAACACGGUUUUACCGAUUAGAAACAAGAUGAAAAACAAGGAAGACCUCCUCCUGUGGAAUGGAGUCAUGACUCUGUCCAUGACCAUUUCUGUCUGUACUUUCACAGCCAUAGGGUUUUACGGAUACCUGUGUUUUGGAGAUAAUGUCAAAGGAAGCAUUUUGCUAAAUUUGCCAACAAAUGACUGGCUUUAUCUUUCAGUAAAACUUUUGUAUUGUGUGGUGAUUUUUAUUACCUAUGGACUGGAGUUUUACGUCCCUGUACAUGUAUUGUUGCCUUAUAUACCAUUCCCUACAAAGAAUAACACAUUUUGUGUGAAGCACGGCGAAACUAUCCUGAGAAUCUUGCUGCACUUACUUAGUCUUGCCAUAGCAAUGCUCAUUCCAAGCCUGGGUCUGGUCGUUUCAUUAUUCGGCGCCCUGGGUAGCGGCGCUUUGACUUUGGUAUUCCCUCCAAUCAUGCAGACGCUUACGUUAUGGCCCGACAGACUAGGGGCGUGUAAAUGGCAUUUAAUUAAAAACAUGUUCAUAUUCAUACUUGGAAUUACGGGGUGUAUAACAGGCACAUAUGUAGCGUUAACAAAUAUCAUUCAUUGUGGCCUAAAUCCAAAAGCCGAAGUUUGCUCUGCGUAAAAAAUAUUGUGGUAAAUUAUAAAAAAUGCUGUAUUUUCACCUUGAAAAUAAGCUCAACUUAAUAGUUAGAAAAAUUACUCUUCGUUAGAUCAGUCUCAUAUGUAAUUUUUUAAUAAAAUUUUUAAUAACUUUAUUUGAGUAAUUAUUUAUCUCAUGUUGUACUUUCAUCUGUUUGUGCGACGGACGUAGAAGUGGAAGCAGGACAUCGGCAGUGAUCAAACCCGUUUAACGUUGUAGUCAGGAUAUCCAAAGACAUGAAAAUGAAAAUAGUUUAAUUUUUUAUCAUUUCUUGUUGCUACUUUUAGGUGACUCAAUAGAGAACAAUAAAUGACAAAUUCAAAUUAAACUUCCACCAAGAAAAUCUAGUUUUAAAUUUGUACACAAUUCGUAGCCUGCAAGCAAUGUAGCCCUUGAAUAAACAGACUCUUAUGUGUCUUUUUAUCACGCGAUACACCAACAUCGCUUUCAGCUGUCUUUUAUUACAAACAAACUUUCUCGAAAAAAAAUAAAUAAAUAAGUGCACCGGAUAUUCUGAUAUGGUCGUGGCUAAAUGAUAUGUUGAACUAGAAUAUAUGAUAAGCGCCGUCUCUUAUGUACAUAUCAAAUGCCCCAUUUAAAUGAUAGGCCUAUUGUUCGGACGUGCUUCGCAUAAUGUCAUAGCAUUUUACAUGCUCCAUGAUGCUCAAGAAUAAUGGGAAAAGGAAGUAACGUUUUGCGGCGAUACCAUCUAUGAUAUUGAUAAGUCACACAUAUAAGAAGUUGGUUUGCCGACAUGUUAAACAAAACCGAGCGUCUGCUAAAAAUCAUUACGUUAAUCAAUACGUUGUAUGCCUCACCACAGUGCAGUGGAGAAAUAUGCAGCGUCUUCCACCCGGACAUUUUGGUCUAAAUUUACUGGCCUCGCAAUAUAGAGCAACUUACUGUGACGGAAUGUUAUCUCAACUGCUAUAAUUAAGCCACUUUGGGCCAGUGAUAAUUAAUCAGACUCAGCGUAGACAAG
Molecule: messenger RNA, 2775 nt
Organism: Lingula anatina
Lineage: Eukaryota; Metazoa; Brachiopoda; Lingulata; Lingulida; Lingulidae
Product: neutral amino acid uniporter 4
Biological process (GO): amino acid transmembrane transport
Cellular component (GO): vacuolar membrane
Molecular function (GO): L-amino acid transmembrane transporter activity
Source: RefSeq, a predicted model, not a curated record